Molecule: messenger RNA, 2076 nt
Organism: Mucor velutinosus
Lineage: Eukaryota; Fungi; Mucoromycota; Mucoromycetes; Mucorales; Mucoraceae
Exons: 5
Coding region: 1-2076 (691 amino acids)
Biological process (GO): glycogen biosynthetic process
Cellular component (GO): cytoplasm
Molecular function (GO): alpha-1,4-glucan glucosyltransferase (UDP-glucose donor) activity
Source: RefSeq, a predicted model, not a curated record
AUGACUACCGUUCAAAGAGAUGUUUAUAACCCUCUUCUCUUCGAGAUUGCCUGGGAAGUUGCUAACAAAGUUGGUGGUAUCUACACAGUCAUCAAGACCAAGGUCCCUGUUACUGUCCGUGAAUUUGGAGAUCGUUAUACAUUAAUUGGUCCUUUAUCUUACAAGAGUGCUCCAAUGGAGGUUGAAGCCUGCGAACCUGCUAACGAGAAGAUGAAGCAAGUUCUCGAUUCCAUGGCUCAAUACGGUGUCAAGUAUCUCUAUGGUCGCUGGUUAGUAGAAGGAUCUCCUUAUGUCCUUUUGUUUGAUACUGGCAGUGUCGCUCACAAAUUGGAUGAAUGGAAAGGCGAUCUCUGGCGCUCUGCUGGUAUCCCAUCUCCUCCACACGAUACCGAAACCAAUGAUGCUAUUCUCUUUGGUUAUUUGGUCACUUGGUUCUUGGGCGAACUCACACCAAAGUACAACAAGUCUGGAGACCCAGCUAUUAUCUGUCAUUUCCACGAAUGGUUAGCUGGUGUAGCCGUGCCUUUGAUCAAGAAGCGUCAUCUUGACGUUUGUACAAUUUUCACUACUCAUGCUACUCUUUUGGGUCGUUACCUCUGUGCUGGCUCUGUUGAUUUCUACAACAACCUCGCCAACUUUGAUGUCGAUGAGGAGGCUGGCAAGCGUGGUAUCUACCAUCGUUACUGCAUUGAACGCGGUGCUGCCCACUGUGCCGAUGUUUUCACCACUGUAUCCCACAUUACAGCUUAUGAAUCCGAGCAUUUGUUGAAGCGCAAGCCUGAUGGCGUAUUGCCCAAUGGUUUGAACGUGGUCAAGUUCUCUGCUAUGCAUGAAUUCCAAAAUCUCCACGCCCUGUCCAAGGAGAAGAUCAAUGACUUUGUUCGCGGUCAUUUCUAUGGUCACUACGACUUUGAUCUCGACAACACCAUCUACAUUUUUACCGCCGGCCGUUAUGAAUAUCGUAAUAAGGGUGUCGACAUGUUUGUAGAGUCUCUUGCUCGUUUGAACGCCCGUCUCAAGUCUUCUGGCUCCAAGAUGACAGUAGUUGCUUUCCUCAUCAUGCCUACUGCUACCCACUCUUUUAACGUCGAGGCAUUGAAGGGUCAAGCUGUCACACGUCAAUUGCGCACCACCGUAAGUGAAAUUCAGGACCGUGUCGGUAAGGCCAUCUACGAGAACGCCCUUCGUCUCGAAGACAUCAACCCUACCAACUUCCUUUCUGAUGCCGACAAGGUUCUCUUAAAACGUCGUGUGUUUGCUCUCAAGCGUACUACUCUACCUCCCAUUGUCACUCACAACAUUGUUGAUGAUGCAAAGGACCCCGUCUUGAAUCAACUUCGUCGCCUCAACAUGUUCAACAACUCUGAUGAUCGCGUCAAGAUUGUAUUCCAUCCUGAAUUUUUGAACGCCAACAACCCCUUGAUUGGUAUGGAUUAUGAAGAGUUUGUCCGUGGUUGUCAUUUGGGUGUCUUUCCCUCUUACUAUGAGCCUUGGGGUUACACUCCCGCUGAAUGUACUGUUAUGGGUGUUCCCUCCAUCACUACUAAUCUCUCUGGUUUUGGCUGUUUCAUGGAGGAGAACAUUGAAAACUGUGAUGAUUACGGUAUUUACAUUACUGACCGUCGCAUGAAGUCCGUCGAGGAUUCUCUCCAACAAUUGUGUGACCAAAUGUACCAAUUCGUUCAAAAAACUCGUCGUCAACGUAUCAACCAACGUAACCGUACUGAACGUUUGUCUGAUCUUCUUGAUUGGAAGCGCAUGGGUCUUGAAUAUAUCAAAGCUCGUCAAUUGGCCCUCCGUCGUGCCUAUCCCGAUAGUUUCAUUGAUGAUGAUGAAGAAGAGCUCUUGUCUGAUGCUCCUGUCAAGAUUCCCAAGCCUUUGUCUGCCCCUGCAUCUCCCCGUUUGAGAAUGGAAGUCAACAACAUGUUCAAUGACGAUGAAGAGGAAGAGGAUUUCUUAUUCCCUGCUCUCCGCAGAAAGAACCAAGUUCAAACAAGAGAGCAGGAGCUUUUGAGUGAAGGUGAUAUUGAAGCAUUCAACAAGCUAACGCUCGAAAACAAGGAAGCCCAUCAUUAA